AUGACACAAUUCCUGAAGGAGACAUUCACCACGUGGACCAGCGACCGUUCCCACCAGAAGCCUGAUGCCAAUUCUAUUACCACAGGUAAGCUGGUGAAGAGUCGCGCAUACAAGCACCUACGCUCUACUCUGCUUGUGCAGACCGCAAACGUGCACCGUCGAGCUGGCGCCCAGGUCGGAAUGAGGGCGUCUAUCAAGAACGAUACGCAGGUCAAGUACGUUCACUUUGUGGAUGAGCAAGGCAGGUUUCUGCCACUGAUCUUCGACAUGACCUGGUUCCCAGGUUAUAAUGAGCGCCGUGCCUCUUUUGAGGCGUUUGCCGCAUUUGACAACUUUGAGCAUGACAAGGUGAACAAAUACAAACUCCGUGUCGCAAUGUUCAUUGCGCGCAAUCGAAUUACUAGCUGGGGAAAUGGCUUCCUCCCCACCUUCCGCCCAAUCAACGAGCCAUUUGAAUCCUUGACCCCCCUGAGCAAGAUUCGCUCAAAGGCGGCUGGAAUCCAGGGUGCCGCCAUGAGUGCGGCCUACCAAGACCUCGUGGCCACUCCUGGCUACACUCUAUACCCGGGAAUCCCGACAGAGGAUGUCCCCGUUCGGGCCGCCCCCGCCGACGGUGAUGACGAGAGCGACGCCGACGGUGUUGACGAGCGCAACGCCGACGGUGUUGAAGAGGGGAUGUGA
Diaporthe batatas is the source of this 681-nucleotide messenger RNA. RefSeq lists its product as uncharacterized. The record is from RefSeq and is a predicted model, not a curated record. The coding region runs from base 1 to 681 and encodes 226 amino acids. The transcript is spliced from 3 exons. NCBI's taxonomy places the organism in Eukaryota, Fungi, Ascomycota, Sordariomycetes, Diaporthales, Diaporthaceae.